CGGGAGCGGGAAAGCCGUGAGAAUCUCCAUCGAAGUGCCGUUCAGAUUCGAGCCUGGGAAAAGGACUCUUCUGUGCAACGUCGCAUACCGAGUGUUGAGUGAUGCCUUAAGUUCACUUUGAGGCUCUUUCCUACUUUUAUUCUUGUGUUGAUAAACCGCCAUUAAAAUGAAAUGUAACUUUGGAACAGUGGUUGUCGUCGCUGGCUUCGCGGGCAUACUAAGCUUUAGUUUCCUCGCCGCGGCGAUCGGCAGUGAGUACUGGUACAUUAUAGAGGUGAACAAACCGAACCAGACCGACACCGAAGACCUGAACUCUCACUCCGGACUGUGGAGAACGUACGAAGGCAAAAAUGGCAGCUCUCAUGACUUCUACCCCUUUUCCGACUCGACCAACUACACCGAGACGGAGAGACGUUUGCUUGGCAUGCACAGGGUGAUCGUCAUUCUGCUGCCCCUCAGCCUGGUGCUGCUGGUGUUUGGGGGUAUCUGCGGCCUCGUCAGCUCUCUGGCCCAGAGCCACGCCCUCCUAACUGUGACCGCCUCCUACUUCCUCCUCUGCAGUCUCCUCACGCUGUCGGGGGUGAGCCUGUACAUCAGCUACUCCCAUCAGGCCCUGGAGGAGAUUAAGCGGCAGGUGGGGGCGGAGCAGCUGGCAGGUGUGCAGGUGUGCUUUGGCUGGUCGCUGGGUGUGGCCGUGCUGUCCUUCAGCCUGGAGGUGAUCACCGGGGCCCUGCUGCUGCUGGCAGGCAGGAUGGCGCGUCUGCAACAGUCCUCCACCAUCUGCACCGCCGUCGUGGCCUAGACCCCCUUUCCCCACCCUCCCGCGGCUCCACCUCGGGGUGUCCUUUCCAACGGCAUGUGAAAACGCAUGCC
This is a messenger RNA of Megalops cyprinoides (Indo-Pacific tarpon), 873 nucleotides long. RefSeq names its product transmembrane protein 235b (gene tmem235b). The transcript has 5 exons. The record is from RefSeq and is a predicted model, not a curated record. Gene Ontology annotation, cellular component: apical plasma membrane. NCBI's taxonomy places the organism in Eukaryota, Metazoa, Chordata, Actinopteri, Elopiformes, Megalopidae. The coding region runs from base 167 to 802 and encodes 211 amino acids.